Dibothriocephalus latus is the source of this 1206-nucleotide messenger RNA. NCBI's taxonomy places the organism in Eukaryota, Metazoa, Platyhelminthes, Cestoda, Diphyllobothriidea, Diphyllobothriidae. The record is from the annotation of a GenBank genome assembly.
AUGAUGGCCCUGGGUCCGUCAGGUGCCGGGAAGACUUGCUGCAUUACAGCCCUGAUGCGCUCAAUGGGCGAGUUCUGGGAGCCGCAUCGAGAGAUGCGCAUGAAUCCAAAGGCCAUCACAGCUCCGGAGAUGUUUGGCAGGCUGGAUGUGGCCACCAACGACUGGACUGACGGCAUCUUCUCCACCCUCUGGCGUCGCAGUUUGAAGGCAAAGAAGAAUGAGCACGUGUGGCUCAUCCUCGAUGGCCCGGUGGACGCUAUUUGGAUUGAGAACCUAAACUCUGUCCUCGACGACAACAAGACCCUGACCUUGGCCAACGGCGACCGUAUUCCCAUGUCGCCCAACUGUAAGAUUCUCUUCGAAGUGCACAACAUCGACAAUGCUUCACCAGCUACCGUCUCUCGCAACGGCAUGGUCUUCAUGUCCAGUUCUGUCCUUGAUUGGUCACCCAUUUCGAAGGCCCGACUUGCGGCUAGACCAGCGAAUGAGCGCAACAAAUUCUAUGAACUCUUCCAUGAUUCGUUCCCUCAAAGUUACACCUUCGUAUACCAGAAUUUAGUCAUCAAAAUCCCCUACUUGGAGGCCUUCUUCGUUCAUCAGCUCUGUACCCUACUCGAGGGACUCCUCAUGCUCGAAAACCAGGUUGAUGCUUCCAAGUCUGAGACGAUCUUCGAAUACUUUGUAAACACUUCUGGUAACUGGGUUCAUUGGUCCAGCGUCCUCGAUCCCUACAACUAUCCAAAAGAUAGUGACCCUGAAUUCUCCAGUAUUCUGGUGCCCAACGUAGAUAAUAUCAGAACGGACUAUCUCAUAAAAUUGGUUGGUAAACAGGAAAAGGCCGUACUACUGACUGGUGAGCCCGGAACUGCCAAAACAGUAAUGUUGUCCAACUACAUGGCAGUCUUCAGCAAGGAGACGCAUACAAACAAGUCGUUCAACUUCUCUUCCGCCACCACACCGGCUCUCUUCCAGCGCACCAUUGAGAGCUUCGUCGAGAAGAGGGUUGGUACCACCUUCGGCCCACCGGGUGGCAAGAAGAUGAUAUGCUUUGUUGACGACAUCAGCAUGCCGUUAGUCAAUGAGUGGGGAGAUCAAGUGGCCAAUGAGAUUGUUCGGCAGGCCAUGGAGAUGCAUGGCUUCUACAGUCUUGAGAAACCUGGUGAAUUUACUACCAUCGUGGAUGUUCAGGUAAUCAUCUUAGAGUAG